AUGCAGACAUCCGCAAUUCACCUCGGAUUGUUUAUCGCUUUUUUUUUUAUAUUUUUGUUUUCUCCCCCUUUCUUUUGGAAUUGUCAAGAGUCGAUUGAAAUAUUGAUCGUGCGAGUUUCAUCCAAUGUCUUCUAUCAGCGACGCAUCGCUUCUUCGACGUCACUUCUGGCCUUUUGUUCAGGACGAGAUCCAAUCCUAUCAAUUGUCUCUUUGCUGCAAUUUUUCUUUUACUCUGCGCGAUUUGUCAAUUCUUUUCCUAAUAUUUCCUUCCCCUUCUCCUUUUUACUCUUCUUCUUCUUCUUCUUCUUCUUCUUCUUCUUCUUCUCUUUUACAUCAUUUUCCACAUUUAUUAUCUACUUUUUGCAAACGGGAAGAAAUAUAAACUUCCCAAAUGCGUGUAUAAUUAAUUCGACGUAUUCAUACAUACAUACAUUAUCUAUCUAUCUAUCUAUCUAUCUAUCUAUCUAUCUAUCUGAAAAGUACACACACACACAUAUCUGCCGCACUCUAUCUAUCUAUCUAUCUAUCUAUCUAUCUAUCUAUCUAUCUAUCUAUCUAUCUAUCUUUGUUUUUCUAUCUUCAAACGUUUCAAAUAUCUUACUGUUUUUCUUUUCUUUCCCUUGUCCUUACACUAUUCCUAACAUCUAUCUAUCUAUCUAUCUAUCUAUCUAUCUAUCUAUCUAUCUAUCUCCUUGCACAUUUAACUCAACAAUAAUACUACCUGCAUUUGCUACAUCGAUAUUUGCAUUCGGCUAUAUUCCUCUUUUAUUGGCACUUCAGUCCGUAUCUAUCUAUCUAUCUAUCUAUCUAUCUAUCUAUCUAUCUAUCUAUCUAUCUAUCUAUGUUUAUGCCAAUAGCUAUCUACUUAUCGAUCUAUAUUUACAUGAAUAUCUAUCUAUUAUUAUAUAUUUAUAUCUAUGUUCAUAUCUCUUUUUCUCUUCAUAUUGGCCAUUUCCUUAUAUUCCCAUCUAUCUAUCUAUCUAUCUAUCUAUCUAUCUAUCUAUCUAUCUAUCUAUUUUACAUCAAUAUCUAUCUACUUAUCUAUCUAUAUUUACAUCAAUAUCUAUCUAUCUAUCUAUCUAUCUAUCUAUCUAUCAUUAUAUAUGUAUGUUCAUAUCUAUCUUUUCUGUUUCUAUCUAUCUAUCUAUCUAUGUUUACAUAAAUAUCUAUCUAUAUUCAUAUCUAUCUUUGUCCCUUCAUAUUUGUGCCUCUAUCUCAGUAUGUUCACAUCUAUCUAUCUAUCUAUCUAUCUAUCUAUCUAUCUAUCUAUCUAUCUAUCUAUCUAUCAAUCUCACUACACGGCAGCACGAGAAACAAACAAAAAGUGUUAAAGAAAGAAUAUCUUGUACAAGAGAGAUCCAGGCUGGGAAAGUAAAUGGACAAUGGCGUCAAACACAGCCUCUUCGUUUCUUUUUUUCUUUAUUUUGA
Messenger RNA from Acanthosepion pharaonis, 1428 nucleotides. The record is from the annotation of a GenBank genome assembly. Lineage: Eukaryota; Metazoa; Mollusca; Cephalopoda; Sepiida; Sepiidae.